Adelges cooleyi (spruce gall adelgid) is the source of this 1398-nucleotide messenger RNA. Its product is annotated as early endosome antigen 1-like. Lineage: Eukaryota; Metazoa; Arthropoda; Insecta; Hemiptera; Adelgidae. The record is from RefSeq and is a predicted model, not a curated record. The coding region runs from base 1 to 1398 and encodes 465 amino acids. The transcript has a single exon.
AUGACCGAAAACCAAGAAAACUUGAAAUGUCAGUUGGCCAAGGCGGAAGAACGAAUCCGGGAACUGGAGCAGAUGUUGUGCGAAUUCGACAACAUGAAGGCCAGCCGAGACUGCCUGGAGGAAAAAAUGAGCAAAGCCGACGAGUGGAUGGAUUAUGUUAUCCGCAAGCAGUCCGAGAGCAUGCUCGAGCUGAUAUCGACUCACGAGAGCGCUCGCCGCGAGCUAGAAUCGCACAAGGAACUGUUGAGCAAGAGCCAGCGGGAAACCGACAGGCUCCGGUGUGAACUGGAUGCCGUCAGAUGCAAGUUCCAGAAACAGGAGGGCGUCAUCAAGGAGUUGGAGGGCGCCAGAUCGGACCUCAAGGCACAGACGUGCAAGCUGCACAAGAAGAUAGCGGAACUGGUGGAGAGCGGCAAGCGGAUGUGUGACCGGCUGGAGGAGGCGGACAGGUCGCUGCAAAAAGCGCUAGCCGACAACAAGGCGGAACGGGCUGAAAUGGACAGGAAAGUGGAGGAGGCUCAGGCGCAGAACACGUGUCUGAGGUCGGCCAUGGCCGAGCUAAAAACGGAAAUGGAGAGCAACGUGUCAAAAAUGCAGACGGAGCUGACCGGCCUCCGGUGUCAGUUGAGCUCGAAAACGGCCAACGAGGCCGAGGCCAAGUGCUUACUGGCGGACCGACAACAAAAGCUGGACGCGCAAGCCGAGCGGAUGGGCCGGCUGAAGAGGAUGAUCGAAGAGCUGCGGGCGACGCGUGCACAAGAGAAAUGCAAGACCGACGAAGAGAUAUGCGAGCUGAAGGCCGAAGUGGAGACGGUUGGCAAAGAGCUUAUAGCGGUCAACAAGCAGUACUGCGACGCGCACGCCGAAGGGGAAAAGCUCAGGUGCCGGGCGGACGAGCAGACGAAGGCCAUCAUGCGGUUGGAGUCAGCGUUGACCCAGCAGCAGCAGGCGACCAAGCGGGCCGAACAAACGGCCCAAAUGACGGCGCAGAAAAACGCGGCCGAACGGCAACAGUUCGUCGGCGAGCUGAAACAGCGCGACAGAAAAAUGCACUCGAUGGCGCAGGAGAUGUGCGAGCUGAGACGCGCCGCCGAAGAGCGCGCGCGACAAGUGAAACAGCUGAAAAAGCAGCUGGCCGAAUUCAAGUCGCCGACCGACCAGGAAUCAUGCGAUCAACAGACCGACUCGUUUACUUCGGUACUGGCCAAGCAUGCGGAAGUGUUGACCGAGGAAGUGGAAUCGACACAAUGCAGUACUGGUGAUAGUUGGUACCACACGCCUGUCGAUGACGGCGGAUGCGACUUCAAUUCAACGGCCAGCAAUAUGAAAGCGCACUUGACCGAAUUCAGUGAGACGUUCAACGAGAUGAAAACGCUAAUGCUAACGAAAUUCGAUUGA